Parathielavia appendiculata is the source of this 1996-nucleotide messenger RNA. Its product is annotated as TFIIH basal transcription factor complex, subunit SSL1. The record is from RefSeq and is a predicted model, not a curated record. Gene Ontology annotation, molecular function: zinc ion binding. The transcript is spliced from 2 exons. Gene Ontology annotation, biological process: nucleotide-excision repair; DNA-templated transcription; regulation of transcription by RNA polymerase II. Bases 189 to 1790 code for a protein of 533 amino acids. Gene Ontology annotation, cellular component: transcription factor TFIIH holo complex; transcription factor TFIIH core complex. NCBI's taxonomy places the organism in Eukaryota, Fungi, Ascomycota, Sordariomycetes, Sordariales, Chaetomiaceae.
UAUCAUGCUUCCGAGCCAACAAUCACCGUGUUCUUAGUUGCGACAAAAUACCUCUACAAUUCGGCGUAAUCAACAGAACGCUUUGAAGAUAUGAUUCAGGAGCGUCAGAUAACUCUUGAACUCUCAAUCUGUAAAAAAACCUGAACCCAUCCGUCCAACCCACCCAUUCGUCCCUGCACGCCACCGCGAUGGCCGACUCUGACGGCGAAUAUGUCGAGGACUUCUCGGACGACGACCUCGGAGGCAAUCGCGCUGAUACGGGUGGUGAUGCCAGCUCCUAUGGCACACGGUCCAAGGCCGGCCGCCGGGCUGGAAAGGCAGGCGACAGCCGCAAAGCGAAGGCCGGUCGCUCGAAGGCUGCUUGGGAAGACAUCAAGCGAUCCUGGGAGAAUGUGGUUGAGACAGAAGAUGGCAGUAUCACUAUUGAGGCUCUCAUUGAGGCCGAGAAGCGUCGACGGCUUAUGCGCGACACAACGCCGCUCCAGCGCGGCAUCAUCCGACAUUUGAUGCUGGUUCUCGACAUGAGCUUCGCCAUGGCCGAGAAAGACCUUUUACCAAACCGCUAUCUUUUGACGCUCAACUACGCCGUCGACUUUGUGCGCGAAUAUUUCGAACAGAACCCCAUCAGCCAAAUGGGAAUUGUCGGUAUGCGCGACGGCAUUGCCGUCAGGAUCAGCGACAUGGGCGGGAAUCCCACAGAGCACAUUGAGAAACUGAGGGCGUGGGCGGAGCAGCAGGAGCCGCAGGGAAAUCCAAGUCUCCAGAAUGCCCUGGAGAUGUGCCGCGGCGCAUUGUUCCACACUCCGUCCCACGGCACGCGCGAAGUCCUCAUCAUAUACGGCGCCCUCCUCUCCAGCGAUCCGGGCGACAUCCACGACACAAUAGCCAACCUCCUCACCGACCGCAUCCGCGUCUCGAUCGUGGGUCUCGCCGCCCAAGUAGCCAUCUGCGCCGAGCUCUGCAGCCGCACCAACGGCGGCGACCCCUCCUCGUACGCCAUCGCCCUCCACGAGCAGCACUUCCGCGAGCUCCUCCUCGCCGCCACCAUUCCACCCGUAACCCACGCAUUCCCCUCCUCCUCCUCCGAUGCCAAAGAAGCCAACAGCAACAGCAACAACGGCGGCAGUAGUAGUACCCAGGCCUCGCUCCUGAUGAUGGGCUUCCCCUCCCGCACGCUCGCCUCCAAGGACCACGUCAGCCUCUGCGCCUGCCACAACCGGCCCACCCGUGAGGGGUACGCCUGCACGCGCUGCCGUACCAAGGUCUGCCGCCUGCCGGCCGAGUGCCCCGUGUGCGGCCUGACGCUGGUGCUAAGCACGCACCUGGCGCGCUCCUACCACCACCUCUUCCCCCUGAAGGGGUGGGUCGAGGUGCCGUGGUCCGAGGCCGGCAAGUCGGCGGCGUGUUUUGCCUGCCUGGUGCCCUUUCCGGCUGUUCCGCGGGGGAAGAUGAUGGCCGGUAAGGGUAAGGCGGUGGCGGCGUCCGCUGCGGGAGAAAAGGGGGAUGGAAAAGGUGGUGGUGUGGGUGUGGGCGUUGACCCCGCCGUGGUGAUGCCCGAGAUCAAGACGGCUGGGGUGAGCGAGAGCGGGCGGUACGCUUGCACGGUGUGCGGUCACCACUUUUGCAUCGACUGCGAUGUGUAUGCCCACGAGAUCAUCCAUAACUGCCCUGGGUGUCAGAGCGACCCUAGGGUCAUUAAGGGGCAGCCGGAGGCGGAUGGAGAAGGGAUGAAUGGCCAGGGACAUCAAGAAAAGGGAACUGCAAACGAGGCGAUGGUUAUAGACUCAUAGGCUUGGCCCGGUGAAUUUUCAGUUUAUAUGAGUGCUUUUGUGGUUGGCUGCGGCGUUGGAUGGCGAGCAUGGCACGGUGCGGGAGCAUCCCUCAUGGACAAAUGUUGGAUAAGAGCAGGCUGCUUGGCUUUAAGCGAGAACGCAUCGCAAAACUUAAGAUGCUAAAAUACCGAAUCAGAUGCUAUCAUAGAUCUACAUCAUUGUCG